Molecule: messenger RNA, 712 nt
Organism: Gloeophyllum trabeum ATCC 11539
Lineage: Eukaryota; Fungi; Basidiomycota; Agaricomycetes; Gloeophyllales; Gloeophyllaceae
Product: HIT-like protein
Exons: 6
Coding region: 1-558 (185 amino acids)
Molecular function (GO): catalytic activity
Source: RefSeq, a predicted model, not a curated record
AUGGUUUUCCAACUUCUAUCCUCGCUGCUCGCUUCUCACAGCCCGGGAAGGUGUAAAACAUCUCAGGAAGUGCUCAGAGUCUCAGACAUUAAUCCACCAGUAUCCAGGCACUGUUCCUUCUGCGGCGUGUCUGUGGAAAAGGGCUUUGACGUCGUAUGGGAGGACAGAGACUACAUCGUUUUCCGAGAUUACCGCCCGUCUGCAGCCCAUCAUCUACAGGUUAUUCCGAAGAAGCACAUAGACAGCGUAAGGUCAUUACGGAAGGAGCAUAUAGCGUUGGUGAGAUCGAUGGGAGAAAUUGGUCAUCGCGUUCUAGAUGCCCUGAAUGUCCCAGCGAUAUCCCGCCGGCUUGGUUUUCAUAUCCCGCCGUUCAACUCCGUGGAUCAUCUACACCUACAUGUUCAGGCCUUGCCAUAUAAACCUCAAGCUAGGAGAUUAAAAUACCCAGUAAUGGAAGGUGGACGGGACGACAUUAAAGGUUUCACAUGGUUCGUCACUUUGGAGCAGACCGUGAAAAUCCUGGAAAAGGGCAGUAAAGUCGGAGUCUUCCCAUGUUGAGGUACGGACGGCUGUCACCAAAAGUCUGCGGGUUACCCUGGAUGCCCGGAGCUGCGAAUUUGAGGGAAACAAGCGAAGUUUCCCCUCACUAGCAUACCCUCGAACCCGAUUCUGUCCGAUAUUGAGGUUUACGGGCUUGUAUCUCUAGUUCCGG